UUCUAAAAUCAUUGUGCAUCUUCAUUCUCCCCCGUCCCCUGCGUCAGGGGAAAAAGAGAACAAAAAAAAAAACAACACAAAACAAAAACUCCCGUCUCGUCUCCGCUCCUUGCGCCUGCGCCGAUCUCCGUCUCGCGAGCAGAAUCCAGAGCAAGGGGAAGCCGCCGUCGUCCGUCCUGCUGCAUCCUGGAACUUAAACAUUAAAUAGCAACCAUUCACUCACAUAAACACAACACAAAGACAUCAUGCAAAGAAAGCAAUGAAAAUCAGGGAAUUACUUGCGAAUGGAUGGCAUAGAUAUAGUAUUUUCACUGCUAGGUUUUUGAGUCAAGCACAUGUCCAAGGCACGGAACGUUUUAGUUGCCACUGGUUUGUUGGCCUUUGCUGGUGCUGGCUUAGCAUUUCCAUUCUAUUUUGUGAAAUCAAAGAACAAACCCAUCAUUGAUUCAUCAAAGCCUCUACCUCCACAGGCUACAUUUCGAGGACCAUAUGUGAAUACUGGAUCGCGGGACAUUGGACCUGAUUAUACCGACUACCCCAAGAAGUGAUCUAUCUAUCCAAAAAUCAGAGGGACUCUUCUUGGACAGAUGAUAUUGUUAGAUUAUUGGGACCUAUAACUUUGAAGUUGUACUGACAUUGUUAUGUGUACUGUAGUCAAGGAUUGGGCUUCCAGACUUUUGAAUGUUCAUGCACCCACCCAAGCAGCGCAAAACCAGCAGUGAAUAAUUAUUUCCAGUUGGGACUGUCUUGUCCUGUGCAAGUGCUCUUAUGGAGUUUCAAGAAUAAUUUUAGCACAUAGGUUUACUAUAUAUUAUCUUUUGUUAGUUCAUGGAAUUUAUUUUAGGAUGUCUAGUGUAGGUGAUGCUACGUUUGCGACACCAUUACAGUUUCAAACAAAGUGCUGGUUUUCAUUUUCUUUUAUACUGUGCUAGUAUUGAUGCUAACAUUAGUGAGCCCAGUGAUACAAAGAUGAGUUGGGAAUUUCAAGAA
Molecule: messenger RNA, 990 nt
Organism: Oryza sativa Japonica Group (Japanese rice)
Lineage: Eukaryota; Viridiplantae; Streptophyta; Magnoliopsida; Poales; Poaceae
Source: RefSeq, a predicted model, not a curated record